AUGCAGGUGCUCUGCAUAGCAAAGUGGAGGAACAAAGUACAGCUGUUUCAUGAUAAAUGGAAAAGUUUUGCUGAGAGAUCAACCUUUGUGACGCACCAGAGAGUCCAUACAGGAGAAAAACCCUACAAAUGCCUGGAGUGCGGGAAAUGUUUUGCUCAACAUUCGAAUAUUGUGAAACACCGGAGAAUUCAUACAGGGGAGAAGCCCUAUAAAUGCCUGGAGUGUGAGAAAUGUUUUACUCGCCAAUCGUACCUUGUGGCCCACCAGAGAAUCCAUACAGGAGAGAAGCCCUAUACAUGCCUAGAGUGUGGGAAAUGUUUUGCUCAGAACUCAACUCUGAUACAACAUAAGAGAAUUCACACAGGAGAGAAGCCCUAUAAAUGCCUUGAGUGUGGGAAAGGUUUUGCUGAUAACUCGGGUCUUGUGAAACACACACGAGUCCACAUGGGAGAGAAGCCGUAUCAAUCCCAGGCAUUUUAAACUGUAUCUUAUGUGUAUUUUAUAGUGUAUUUUAACAGUAUUGCAUUAUUGUUGUAUUUUGGUGUAGUUUGGUUCCUU
Messenger RNA from Rhineura floridana, 558 nucleotides. RefSeq names its product zinc finger protein 22-like. The record is from RefSeq and is a predicted model, not a curated record. Gene Ontology annotation, biological process: central nervous system development; regulation of transcription by RNA polymerase II. Gene Ontology annotation, cellular component: nucleus. Bases 1 to 480 code for a protein of 159 amino acids. Gene Ontology annotation, molecular function: RNA polymerase II cis-regulatory region sequence-specific DNA binding; DNA-binding transcription factor activity, RNA polymerase II-specific. The transcript has a single exon. Lineage: Eukaryota; Metazoa; Chordata; Lepidosauria; Squamata; Rhineuridae.